Messenger RNA from Ambispora gerdemannii, 3455 nucleotides. The record is from the annotation of a GenBank genome assembly. Lineage: Eukaryota; Fungi; Glomeromycota; Glomeromycetes; Archaeosporales; Ambisporaceae.
GCACCGAAACAAUAGGUCACUCACACUCAAAAAGUAGUUCUGUGGUACCAAUCACAAAAACAAAAACAAAAGCUGCUUCAUAUGAGAAUCUGAACUCUUCAUAUACAUUUCCUGGCGCAAGGAAACAUCAAAAAACGUCGUCGCCUUCGUCUUCGUCUGCAUCACUUCCACCACUACUACACCACCAACAACAACAAAUCUUCGAUACUCUAUUUGCGCAACAGCAAGAGCCUGUUCACCUUACAAACAAUACUACUACUACUGGUGAUUUCAAUCACGAAAAAAGAAAACUGGCACGACGUGAGAUGCUUACAAAGUUCUCACUCUGGCUAAGUCUAAAUAAAUUCAGAAAAUCGAAAAACGAGGCUACCAAAUCUUCAGAAAACACUAUUGUAGAAGAAGAAGUUCAUAAAGCGUCAUCUUUAGAUAAUCAUACAGAGGGAACAUCUUCGUCAGGAGUAUUGUUGCUACCCAAGACCACCUUGGUGCAUUCUCCCUGGGAUAAUAAUAAUAACAACACCGGUGUAAAGCAAAAUUUGCAAAAAAAUCAACAGCAACCAAAUAAUUUAACAAUCCAAAGUCUGGAACUUUCGAUUUCAUCGCAGACGUUAUCCCAGGAAAACGACGACGAAUCACAAUUCUCCACUCUGAAAUCGACGACUGCUGCCACCACAAUGGAGUCGAUAAUAAAUAAAAAACAACAUGAACACGAUGAUUAUUUUGGAAUAGAUGUUGAUGUAACUUCAUCUUCAUCACCGCCAAAUCAACGGCAAUCACCACUUCCACGAGACUCGAUAGCAAAAUCCUCGGAAUACUCUUCGGAGCGAACAGACGAUGAUACAAUAAAAAAUGUGUCUGGGACAAUAAGAUCGCAUACCGCUUCAAUGUUUAUAACAUCGUCGUCGUUAUCAAAAUCAUCAACAUUGAAAUCGAAACCAACAACACUAGAAAUCCCGAAAAUAAAAAAUUCAAAUGCGAAUUUAAAUUCACAACCGAAUAUUCCUCGCCGUAAAGAAUCAUUGGUGAAACGGAAGGGAAAUUCUAAAAAUGCAGCAAAAAUUCGAAUAGAUACAAAUUUGGGGGGUAUCAAUGAGGGUGUAACAAUAACCACGGCAAAUGAAACUAGUGAACUUUCAAAACAUGACAAAUUCCCAUUAAAAUUAUUUACCAAAAAAUUAGUUCAGAGUUUACGUCCGUCACAUUCUUCUGCUGUACACGACGAGAAAAGCCAAAAAUCAACUCUCAGUGCAUCUCACGAUAUUCUAAAGGAAUCGACUCCUGCUGACGUUGAUGCCAAAUCAUCAUCUCCUACAUUAGACAUUGGAAUACUUGAAAGUGUUGGAUCUGACAUUUUGAAUCUUAAGGACGAUGGAAUGGAGGGUGACGUAUCAGCUACACAAUCUCAAGCUCAAGAAUCUAGCUUAUAUACAACAUCUGAAUUUGACGCAUCAUCUCAUCAUAAUAAACCGUUAUCGCGGAUGUCUUCUUUUGCAAAAUCAUUUAAUUCCGAAGAUCCCUCGGCACUAAGCACAACUUUUUCUGAUUCGCAAAUUGCCGAGUCAGAAAUAUCACGAACAGAUUGGCCAGUAGAAUCCGCGUGGGAUACAUUAGCAAUUGCCGAAUCAGAUAAAGGAAAGGCACGUUUAUCCAACAAUCACCUCGCCCACAUCCCCAAUAAUUACUUUGAAGGACUUCAUAAUCUAAAAGAACUUUACCUUGAUCGAAAUUCACUACGUGAGCUUCCCGAAGAACUUUUAAAACUGACCAAGUUAGAGAUACUCGAUCUAAGUAAUAAUUGCAUCUCGGACUUCCAUCCACGAUUAAAAGUAAAACGACUACGAAAUUUACGACGAUUGAAUCUCGAUAAUAAUGGACUAUCGGAUAUCACAAGUUUGACGAGGCUGAAAACGUUACGUCAACUACGUGUAAAUAAUAAUUAUUUGGACAAUUUGACACCUGAUAUUGGUAGAUUAGUGAAAUUGAAAUUAUUAUAUUUGAACAAUAACGAUCUGACGUUUUUACCUGAUGCGAUUGGACGAUUACGUGGCCUCAUUGUACUUCGACUAAAUAACAAUCAUAUUCUCAAUUUACCAGCGUCUAUUUGCGUACUACGACAGUUGCAAGUACUGGAAUUACGUGGAAAUUUAUUGUCACAAUUACCAGAGAACAUUAAACACUUAGAAAAUCUUACGCAAUUAGAUAUUUCAGAGAAUAAGUUGUCGCAAUUACCAAAUGACAUUACAAGGUGCACGAAACUCGUGAAACUAGACGCGCAUAGUAAUCUCUUGGAAUCAAUUCCACUGAAAAUCGGACAAUUAUCGCGUCUAGUAAACUUUAACCUUUCCGACAAUCGAUUAUCCACACUUCCAGCCGAUAUAGGAAAACUGACAUCACUUAUUGAUCUAGAUGUAUCACAUAAUCGACUUGUAAUGUUACCUGAGGAGCUUGGCAAACUAGUGAAACUGACCGAGAUCAAAUUAAAUGAUAAUCCGUCGUUGCUCGCCAUACCAGAGUCACUUAAAAAAUUAUUACUGGUCAAAAAAAUUCACUUGCAGAAUUGUAGCCUCAGUCAACUUUCGUUUGAACUCGGGUUAGCAUAUAAAAAAUUGUCAUUUUUAGAUUUAUCGUUCAAUGCAUUUGACGCGAUCCCGAAACUCGACGGACUCGAUAAAUUGGUGAUUUUGAAAAUUUCCAAUAAUCGUAUAUCGGAUCUCACAGAACAAAUCGAACAGCUGGAAAAAUUACGCGAGUUGUAUGCUUCCGGGAAUAGGUUGAAACGUAUUCCAAGAACGAUCGGACGUCUGAAAAAUUUGGAAAUUUUGGAAAUUUCCGAUAAUUUACUUGCAGAGCUUCCGUUAUCGAUUGGCGAUUGUCAGGCGUUACGCGAGAUUCGAUUGAUGGGGAAUAGUUCUUUGGUGAAUUUACCGACAACACUUGGUCGGUUGAAUUUGUUGAAUGUUUUUCAUGUUGGUGAAUGGCCCGCUUUUGGAUACACCAUCACACAGGAUGACACUCGAACUAGCAACGCAAAUAAUAUUAAAAUUAGCCCCUAUCAACAAAAAGUUCCACAGCACGUUGAACGAACAUUAUUAUGGCGAAUGCACGAUUCAAUAUUAAAGCGACUACGUGAACUUGAUAACGAUUUCAUGUCGGAAUUGACAGGUGGUACUGAAUCAUUAAACGCAUCACAACAAGACGUCACGAAUAGUCAUCCCCCGUCGCCAAUACCCUCGCAAUCCAAUCUACCGGUCACCUUUCCACAACGAGACGACAUGAUUUUAAAGAUGGCCGUGCUAAAAGGUGUCUACGAUCAGAUAAUAAGAGAUAUGCGGACGCUUGAGUCUGAUAAAGAGUCGAGCGGUGACGAUGCGACAGAAUUCCCAGGCGAGGGUGGAAAAAAGAAAAAAUUUAAGAAAUUAAAAGACUUUAGAUUCUUGAAUCGGGGCGAAAAAUAA